AUGGCGUCCUAUCUCUCCUACUUCACCUCGAAUUCGUCGACGCCACAGCCCCCGGCGCAGGGCGCAGGCACUCCCGGCGCAACGUCGACCUGGUCGAGCACCUUUUCCUCUCGAUUUGAGACGCUCCGCAAAGCCCUGACGACCAGAGACUCGGAAGAAGACGAUCCGGACCACGAAGAUUGUUCGCACAUCUCGAACGUGUUGCGAGCAUACUACACAGAAAAGGGACGGCCCUUUCCCGAGUGGCUGCCACCCGAUCCCAAAAAGCCGGUCGCCGCACCUCCUCCUCAGCCUCAAGGUGCGUACGGACAAUAUGCCAGUACAUACGGCUCUCAGUACGGAGUCCAGCAAACACACUCGAGGGGACCUUCUGGUGGCCGUGGCGGCGGACUCUCCGACCUGUGGGAUCCUGCUCCUGCCCCCGUCGCCCCUCCCGCUCAGAGUCUACGCGCUGGUCGACCGACACCACACUCUCUGCGUUCCAAUGACUCGGCGCGGUCGCAGUCGAGCAACAGUGGCGGAACGACGCCUUUGGCACAGGCCAGCCCCAGCGCCCGGCCUCUCCCCAGCCAAAGGGCUGGAAGUUACCAAACAAACCCUGCUACCAAUCCCGGCGCCCUGGGAUCUCGUGAUCGACUCCGAGCUCGGUUACAGGGCGGGGGCAGUGGACGAAACAGCCCAUCCGGUGGUAUGAGCAGUGGUGGAGGAAGUGGCAGUCAGGCGUCCUAUGGUGCGUCGGGCGGGAAUUUGACUCAUCAACCGCCAGCUCGCAGCAGGUCGUCGCAGCCCUAUAUUUCAGCCUCAGAGCCUUGGUCGACGGGCGGAGAUGAUCCUUAUGCGUACAACUACAGUAGCGGUGGCGGCUCUGCGUCCAACCCGUACGGAAACCAGGACUAUCGUCCGCGGCCCGGAGGCCCCAGGUGA
Molecule: messenger RNA, 924 nt
Organism: Fonsecaea erecta
Lineage: Eukaryota; Fungi; Ascomycota; Eurotiomycetes; Chaetothyriales; Herpotrichiellaceae
Exons: 1
Coding region: 1-924 (307 amino acids)
Source: RefSeq, a predicted model, not a curated record